AUUGUGUACAUGGGUGACCGUCCAAAGAGUGAAAUUUUUGCAUCAGAUCAUCAUGCCAACAUGCUACAACAAGUUCUUGGCAGUGAUGGAUCAGAUUCAAUGAUCUAUAGCUACAAAAGAGGCUUUAAUGGGUUUGCUGCUAAGUUGACCAAUGAGGAGAUGCUUAAGUUAGCUGACAUGGAGGGUGUGGUCUCUGUGUUUCCUAGUGAAAAGAAACAACUCCACACAACAAGGUCAUGGGACUUCAUGGGCUUCUCCCAACAAGUUAGAAGAAAUACUAUUGUUGAAAGCGAUAUCAUUAUUGGAAUGCUUGACACUGGAAUUUGGCCUGAGUCUGAAAGUUUUAACGAUGAACAAUUCGGUCCUCCUCCAACAAAAUGGAAGGGCAUUUGUCAAAAAUCUUCCAAUUUCACAUGCAACAAUAAAAUAAUCGGAGCUAGAUACUACCGUAGUGAUGGAUACUUUCCUCCAGAUAAUAUUAUUUCUCCAAGAGAUUCAGAAGGUCACGGUACUCAUACUUCAUCAAUAGCAGCAGGAAACUUAGUACAGAAGGCAACGAUGGCAGGACUUGCCCCAGGAACUGCUCGUGGAGGAGUUCCUUCUGCUCGCAUUGCUGUAUACAAGAUUUGUUGGUCUGAUGGUUGCGCAGAUGCUGACAUUCUUGCGGCUUUUGAUGAUGCCAUUGCUGAUGGAGUUGACAUAAUUUCAAUUUCUGUUGGAGGGUUUUAUCCAGUAGACUAUUUCAAUGAUACUAUCGCUAUUGGAUCUUUCCAUGCUAUGAAGCACAACAUCUUCACUUCAGCUUCUGCUGGAAAUUCAGGUCCGUAUCCUGCAACUGUCACCAAUUUCGCACCUUGGUUUCUAUCAGUAGCUGCCAGCACUAUUGACAGGAAAUUCUUUACCAACGUCAAGUUAGGAAAUGGAGCAACUUUCCAAGGAGUAUCAAUAAAUACUAAGUAUCUUAAUCACAAAAAGUAUCCUGUAAUUUAUGGUGGAAAUGCCCCAGAUAUCAAAAAUGGAUUCAAUGUGUCAAUAUCUAGGUACUGUGUUCAACACUCCUUGAACAAGGAAUUGGUGAAAGGGAAAAUUGUUCUUUGUGAUUAUAUUAGUACCGGAGAAACCGCAUCAGUUGCUGGAGCAAUUGGUACAAUAAUGCAAGAUGGUUAUUCCCAAGAUGUAGCAUACAAUUUCCCUUUACCGGCGUCACAUUUGAAUUUGAAUGAUGGAUUUGAUGUUUCAGAAUAUGUAAAUAGAACUCGAAAACCAACUGCAACAAUAUCCAAAAGCAUUGCAAAAAAAGAUGAGUUAGCCCCGUAUGUAGUUUCAUUUUCUUCGCGAGGACCUAAUCCUAUAUCGAAAGACAUUCUCACGCCUGAUAUUGCAGCCCCUGGAGUUAACAUCUUAGCAGCUUGGACAGAAGGUAACACAAUAACAGGAAUAUUUGGUGAUGACAGAAUACUUCCUUUCAAUACAAUUUCUGGCACAUCUAUGGCUUGCCCACAUGCAACAGCAGCUGCAGCCUACAUAAAGUCAUUUCACCCAACAUGGUCUCCUGCUGCCAUCAAGUCUGCUCUAAUGACAACAGGUAAGUCAGUUAAAGCAUUUGUUAGCCAAUUCUCUAUGCUCCUAUUCGGCAAAAUUAGUUCAUUUCCCAUGAGUGCUGAGAAAAAUCCACAGGCAGAGUUUGCAUAUGGAGCAGGACAUAUAGAUCCUACUGAGGCCAUUAAUCCAGGAUUAGUAUAUGAUAUUGGAGAGGAUCAAUACAUAGAAUUUUUAUGUGGACAAGGUUAUAGUACUAAACAAUUACAAUUUGUUACUGGUGACAAUAACAGUUGUUCUGAAGAACCAAAAACAACCUCUGCAGCUCUAAACUGUCCUUCAUUCACUUUGUCAGCCCCUUCCGGACAAUCGGUAGGCCGUGUCUUUCACAGAGCUGUUACAAAUGUUGGAUCAGCUAUUUCCACUUACAAAGCAAUUGUAAAAGCUCCAGAAAGUCUUAAGAUCAAUGUUUCACCUAAUGUGCUUUCUUUCAAGAAUUUUGGAGAGAAGAAAUUGUUUCGAGUUACAGUAACAGCAAAAGUGGGUAAUAGUUCAAUUUCUGGUUCUUUGAUUUGGGAUGAUGGAGAGCACAAAGUGAGGAGCCCUAUUGUUGCUUAUGUUUCUUCUUAAUGAUUCUUG
Jatropha curcas is the source of this 2178-nucleotide messenger RNA. Lineage: Eukaryota; Viridiplantae; Streptophyta; Magnoliopsida; Malpighiales; Euphorbiaceae. The record is from RefSeq and is a predicted model, not a curated record.